Poecilia reticulata (guppy) is the source of this 4011-nucleotide messenger RNA. Lineage: Eukaryota; Metazoa; Chordata; Actinopteri; Cyprinodontiformes; Poeciliidae. The record is from RefSeq and is a predicted model, not a curated record.
AGACUUUCACGGUUUCAGUAAAGUCUACUGUCUCAGUCCAGCGAGGUCAUACAGCCAUCUUACCCUGCUGGCUCGCUUCCUCUCAGAGUGCAGAAGAUAUGGAGGUACGCUGGUAUCAAGGGAGUGAUGAGUUUGAUACUCCAGUCCUGCUUUAUAAGGCAAGAGUUUUAGACUAUUCAUCCCAGAAAGCUUUGUUUGCUGGCCGAGUCUCAUUCGGCUUAAAGGAAGAAACAUCGGGUGGAUUAAAGGCAGGUGAUGUCAGCCUGAAGCUGGAAAAAGCCACAAUUGAAGAUAUAGGAAGCUACACUUGCUAUGUUAGCAGCUCUGUUGCUUAUAACAGUGCAUCUGUUAUUCUGACUGUGACAGAAACUGGACACCAACCUCUCCUGUCAGCAGUGAUGAGAGACGAUAACAAAGUUAACAUGAGCUGCCAAUCUGACGGCUGGUAUCCAAAACCUGAGCUGAGCUGGUCAGACAGCAAAAAAGCUCUCAUUCCUGCUAAUGUGAUGUUUAGCAAAAACUCUGCUGGUUUUUAUUCAGUCCAUAGUUGGGUUCUGGUCUCCAGUCCCUUUGAGGUCUCCUGCUCUGUUGGGCUCUUCAGUGAAGAACCAAAAGAGGCCAGAAUGCGUCUGGAAAAUCCUCCACCAUUACAAGAAGAGUCAGGAUCCUCAGCUGGAUGGGUGGCCUUUGGGAUACUUCUGGGAGCUAUGUUAGCGACAUUCGGAGCUCUUUACUUCGUGUACUCCAGGAAGAAAGCCAUCAAGUCCAAACCAGGAAAUGACACAACUGAUGGGCCCAGUCUCACAAACAUUCCUGAAGAGAAUGAACCACUUCUGUCAAAAGCAACACGGCGCUCAGCAGCUCUAUUGGAAGCAUCCAAGCAUUAUGUGAAUGUUCAACUGGUGGACACAGGCAAUCAGCUAAUAAAAAUGAAGGAUUCUAUACUGAGAGAAAAUGCUGAUGCAGAGUUUCCAGAUGGAGACAGAGUCACCUGUCUCACUGCAGUCAGAGGAUCACCUGGUUUCUCUUCUGGACGACACUACUGGGAGGUUUGCUUAACAAAUGCAACAGCCGACCUCCUCAAGAAGUCCUGGUGGAUCGGAGUUACAGAUAAACAUAAAAUCCCUCAUGAUGAAAGUUUGUCUCCAUCCUCAAAAAAUGGUUUCUGGUUCUUGUCUUCUUGCCCCAACCAGGAGGAUACUCUUCAGUUUAGCACUGAACCAGAGACAUUCAUUUAUGUUCAGUCAAAACCAAAAACAGUUGGCGUGUAUUUGGACUUUGACAACAGAGAGCUCUCCUUCUAUAAUGUGGAAGAGAAAUGUCUGAUUGGAUCUCUGGCAGCAAAAUUCACAGGUGAACUGUUCCCACUUUUUAACCCUGGAAAAGGUGACCAGGGAACAAUGAAGUUAUUACAGAGAUCUGUUCAGGAUCAGUCAAUUAACACAACAUGUGGAGAAGGAGGAGCAGGACUAGUCGGAUAAGAUUGAGAAUCCAGAGGCAGAAUGUUAAGUGGCACAAAUGAAGAAGAAGAAGGGGGGGAGAACACUGCACAGUGUAAUGUUGUCUUGCAUACAGUAAAGACUAAAGUAAAAGCUAAUAAUCAGGACAAGAUUUGGAUUUAGAUAAAAAUGUACCUUGUUGCUCUCAAAGUUUAAGAAAGUGCCAAAAUGUAUUAUAAGUUUAGGUUUUCUAAAAUUUAAGAUCAACAUCAAUGGUAGCAGUUUCUCUUGAGAAACAAUAAAUGUCUACACAAAAUGUAAGUUGUGUGUAUAUCUAAAUUCACUGAUACUGGAGCUUCCUUCAGUGGGUGACUCACAACUAGAGAAUGUUAAUUAAAUAUCUGACAUUUCACAUGUAAUUUUUGCUGUAUGUGCAGUUAAAGUCAACUUGGAUAAACCCAACAAGAGAAAUCAAUCAUUUCCUUGAUGUUUCUACAAAUAUCAGUUAUGAAUUCUCAAAUAGCACUACUGUCAGCUUCUGACUCUAAAUCUGCACUUCUUCAAAGCCUGGUUUCAACUGAGACAAUCAGUCAGUGGACUAAUCACUAGAAUCACAUGCUACUUUCUCAGAAUAGUAACACCGCUCCACUCGAUCAGUAAAAUAAAUGUACAUACCUGUGUUACUACAUGUGUAGAUUCAUAAUGUCUAAAUUUGUGGUACCUCUUAGUGAAUAUUUACUCAUAGUUAACUUGAUCUACUGUGUUUCAAGUCAUUUUUCUAAUUUCAUAUUAACUGACUUUGAUACCUGUUGUAAAACAGGCUAAUCAAUUUUCCUUUUGUCAAGAGGUAUUAAUACAAGUUGUCAUAAAUAUUUUUGCUAUUAUUUUUGUUAUAUGUUGAAGCUCUACAAAGCUGCCUAUUCUCACUACCAUCUAUAAAAUGUAUGUUCUUUGGAAUAGCUAUCAAAGUGAUGUUUUGACUUUAACUUGACCUAAUUUGUUUUAUAUCCCAGUAUGUGAUGUUCAAUGGAUAUAUGUGUAUGUAUUUCUGGGGCAACUCGGAAGCUAAACUAGAAGAUUGUAUCACUGCGUUAGAGCUUGUUAGGCCCUCAAAGCAUUGAGCGAACAUGCAUACGCUUUAAUAGCUGAAACAUUUUAGCCACAAGGAUGGGAAAGCGUGAAUUAUUUAUUAUAUGGCAGCUCAGUAAAAUUAAGAGCUUCUUUGGCUCCAUGGUGCAUCAAAAAGUAGCGACACUUCAACAAGCUAUUUUUUAUAGGCAUAUAAUACAAGUUGGAAAUUUAAUCAAUCAACUUGCAUGAAAAACUUGCAUGAAACUUUUGAAAUCUGCUAAUUAUUUUAUAAAGAAAACUAAUGCAUCUGUUUGCCAUCUUUUUUGUUUUGUUUUACAUAGGUUCUACCUUACAAUCAAGAAAAGUCAUCAAAAUUUCUGUUGUUUUCAAGAGUUAUUUUUAAUGUGGAUAAAAUAGAUUGAAAUGUCGAUUCUACAACAUGAUUUGAAAUUACAUUUGCAAUAAGAAUAUAAAAAUGAGAAUUAAUUGAAAUAGACCAAAUGUUGACCACUAUUUGCCUUCAGACAUGGUUUCUGUGUUCAAAUUAUUCCUGAAGUCUAAUCAAAUAUAUAUAUAUAUAUAUAUAUAUAAUUUUUUAUUUUAUGUUUUUUAAAGGAUCCAACCUUCUUAUUACAAAAUACGAUUAACUGAAUUGGGUUUUGAUAACUUUAUUUCUGGAUUCUUGCUCUGAGUUCAGUUAAAGAGAAGAAGAUCAGACAUAUUGGAGACAAAAUAUAGGAGCUGUUUAAGAAAACCAAUAGCACAAGAAACACUAAUAUUUUAAAAAUGUUAUGUUUGAUUUGUAUUACUUGAUAGCUGAUAUCGAUGUAUAGGGUUUGAGCUUUUUACUCCAAAUGCUGACAAUGAAAAUUAUUUAUUACAUGGAGAAAAGGUCAAAAUAGGCAUAUAUCUGCUAAAAUGGAGCCUAAAUAUUUCAUCUUAAGUGGAUGAAAUAUUUCAUAUUGUCAAUACAGAAUUUUAUGAAUCUUAAGUUGUUUUUUUAAGAAGCAGUCUUUUUUUUAAAGAAGUAGUCGAGUUCUGCAUCUUUAAGAGUCCCCAUUAUGAUAUGAGAAAAGUAAUUAAGUAUUCAUAACAAAAAGAAAGGAGAUGUUGUAUGUGGGUAACUAUUUCUUUAUUGUAAAAAUGCUUCUUGGCAACAAAAUUAUACUCUUGGAAAACCUUUUUUUCUCACAAUAACGAGGCUUUGGUUUGUUAAAUGUACAUUUCUAUAUUGAGAGUAUGUCUCGUUUCUUCAUAUUUAAUGUACCAAAAUUUGCACACAAAUUUGUAAAUUCAGUUCUCUGUUCUUGAGUCUCCUUACUUAAGUAUUUAUUUUUUUUGAUUAUUGCUUUUUUUCUUCUACAUUAAAAUAAUUUUUAAGUAGUGCUGCUUUUACUUCAGUAAACAUUUUUGCCUGCCCUUGCCAACUCUGACUAUAAUACAGCUGCUCUAUUUUCAUGUCUGAAUUUAGAGAUGUUGCCAAUAAAGCCUUUUUAUUCAC